AUUUACGAUUAUUUACAUAGCUAUAAUCAUAUGUAAAGGUGUGCCUUGGAAAUACUUGUUUUCAUAAAUGAUGUGCCUUAUGACAAAAACGUUUGAGAACCACUGAGCUAGACUAGCUAGCUAGCUAAAGAGCCCUCUUCUUCACCAACCUCAGCUUGUAGAUGAGGCAGUGGCACUCUCACGUCCUGACUCAUCUGCUGCUACUGCAACAGUCUGUCUCGUGCUCACACAAAAUGCGCGCGUGCCAAGUAGUGUGAAGUAGAUCUGUUGCUUGAAUGACACACAGAGGACCCAAAACGUACUUGCGUUUUUGAUCAACGAUAUCAUAUUAUUUUCGAGGGCUUUAAUUCAUGACCGGAAUGACAGGUGAAGAGAUCCGGGGCUAUUUUUUAUUAUUCUUAUUUUUGUAAAUAAUAAUAAUUAUUAUUAUUAUCAUAAUUGAGAUCCGGGGCUAUUCAUAAAACAUUUUGGGCUGUAGCCUCGGACGCCCAGGCCUAACGACGCUACAUCAUGUAACAUGGUCUGUGUCCCAUAUUCUCGGUUAAAAAAUUGUUGACUGAUCUUACCAGUUUGAAGGCAGAGCAUGUCGAAGGGCGGAGUUUCUAAUUUUGCGCCAAUAGUAAACCAAGUUUUUUGAACGUUUAGGCGGGAUGACCGGAGGCUAAACCAAUCACAAAGUAGAAAAAAAACGCUUACUAUUACAGUGUGCCAUCAGGCGACGUAUUAUUUACGAAGUGUAACGGACUUCUACAGUGAUAACAUUUUAAUUCCGGGGAGGGGGGAACUGGAUACAUCGGAAGAAAUUAAGGGAAACAUAUUUUCCUGAAAAUGAAUUUGGCCGAAGUGAAAAAGAUGAAAGUGGCUGAAUUACGGGCCAGGCUCCAACAGAGAGGCCUGGACACGAAAGGGCUGAAGGCCGAGCUUGUGGAGCGGUUGAUGUUUGCCAUCGAGGCCGAAACCCAGUCUGCGGAGUCGCCCGAGGUCGGGGAUGACGAGGGCCCAAUCAGGGGUAACGAGGUGAAACAACCGCAGGAUGACCACGUUCUCUCUGUACUGGUGGCGGACACACUGACAGCAGCGAAUCGUUCGGCGCCAGCGGGGGCAGUGGAAGUUACCAAGAAAGUGGAAGCUAACGCUGUUGGAACAGAUUCCGCACAGGUACGCGGGACACCCAUAGCCAGCUUAGGUCAUACCAAACAGUCGUUACCUGCGAGGGCGCCGGCAAUAGCAGAAUUAGAAGCUGACUUUCCUAAGUUUCCAGGGUUAACGCAGGUGAAAAACGAUGCAGCCCGGUGCUUGCUGGAAACACCAGCUGACAGCAGCCCCUGUAAGCCUGAUCGAGUGGAAGCAGCAGCGACAACGAAACCCAUCUCAGCUGGAGAGUCGUCUUCGCUUUCCCGAGAAGUCUGGAGAAGAGCUGGGUCAGUACUGCGGCCCGAGAGCACAUUGGCGGAAACAAAGUUCGGGCAGGUGCAACAACCAAAAUCACAUAGUCAACAUAGCAGUGCACAGUCUCCGCAAAAUUCAGCUCCGGCUUUUAUCAAGCAGGCCUCCGAACCAGGAACUGGGGCGGGGGCUUCGCCGGCUAAGAGAGAACUUCCGCAGGCCAAAUCAGAUGAGAAGACUUCGGCCAGCCUCAUCGGUAACCGAGCAAGCGUAGCCAAACCAAAGACGAUCGUCUUAAUGCAAGAUACAGAGGAGGGGAAAAAAGACUUCAGCGGAGGCACAGGGAAACAAAGCCAUUCCGGGGCAAUAAGCGACAACGGGGCUGCGGUGGACUGGUCUAUGGUGGCUGAGAAAGGCAGCGACGAUGAGACGGGGUCUGAACCGGAGAGGGAGGGUCAACCCAGCGAGAGCUCAGUGUCCAAAGGGUCAGAGCCAGAGGGGAAGGUGGAGGAGCGAGAGCAGCGGGGAUUGAAGAGGUCACAUGGAGAGAGGGGUAGGGGUUACUAUGAAUUCAAGGAGGAGAUCAACUACAACAGGGCAAAGUCCCCGGAGCCUGAACCAGAGGGGGAGGAUGAGGAGGAUGUGGAUGAAGGGCUGGUGCAACUCGAUGCAUAUAACUGUGACCUGCACUUUGAGGUGGACCCAGAUGGCUGCAGUGGCCAGCCUGUGUUUUCAGAGAAGUUUCCCCUCUUGUGGUCAGGAUGUCGUCUGACGCACGGCGUCGACCGGGGAAAUGUUGGCUUUGAGGCUAAGUUCGUGAAGAAGCUGCCAGUAACGGACUUAAAGGCAGAUGAUCUGGACACUCAUGUUCUGAGAGUGGGCUGGUCUGUGGACAACUCCAGCUUCCAGCUCGGCGAAGUUGAGCUGUCCUAUGGUUAUGACAGCAGGAGUAGGAAGGUGACAGCUGGGAAGGAAGAGGAAUUUGGAGAACAUUUCUCAGAGGGUGAUGUCAUUGGCUGUUAUGCUGUGUUCUCAGACAGUGGGGUGGAACUCUCCUUCCAGCGGAAUGGCACCCCCUUGGGCAUAGCGUUCCAUGUGAGCCAGGGUGCACUGGCUGGCCACGCGCUGCACCCCCAUGUGCUGUGUCUGAACUGCCGUGUGAGCCUCAACCUGAACCCAACUGGUCCACCUUGGCACCCUGGGCCCAGCGGGUGCACCCCGCUCCCAUCCCUGCCUCCAGAGCUGCGCAUGCGUGCCCCACUACCCCCCGUCUCCAAGCAGCAGUGUGAGGUGUUGAUGAUGGUGGGUAUGCCUGGUGCUGGAAAGACCCAUUGGGCCCAGGCACGCAUGGCUGAGCAUCCAGAGAAACGCUACAAUCUCCUGGGCACGCACACCAUCCUCAGCUGCAUGAGAUGUGCUUCUGGACCUGGGAAGAAGGAACAGGCCAUUCAACAGGCGACACAGUGCCUCAGCCAGUUGAUCAGGAUAGCGGCAAGGAGACGUCGCAAUUACAUCCUGGACCAGGCGAAUGUGUAUUCCUCUGCACAGAGGCGGAAGCUUCUGCGAUUUGGGGGCUUCCAGCGUAGGGCAGUUGUGGUGUGCCCCUCUGAUGAGGACUGGAAGGCACGGCUGGAGGCACAUCAGCGCCAGGAAGGAGAGGAGGUGCCCGAAAUGUCCCUCCUCAAAGUCAAGGUGAGCUUCACUUUGCCAGAGCAGGGGGACUACCUGGAUGAAGUGCUGUUCCCGGAGCUGCCCCGUGAAGAGACAGAGAAACUGCUGAGCGCAUAUAAGGAAGAGGCUCGCCGCCUGCUCCCUUCCCCGCCCAAACGCAAGAAACACCGCAGUCGACGGAAUAAGCCCCCCCCCCACGCUCUUGGCCACCGUGGGCGCAACCACCGAGAAUGGGGCUAUGGAGGGCCCAGAGGAGGGUACCAUCCAAGAGGAUUUGGACAUCAUCCUUACUGGGGGCCACAGCGCAGAGAGGAUUACCAGCCAUACUACAGUAACUACCGCACUGAAUUUGACCCUUUCUACGGCUACAAUUACGACCCACAAAGAUACAGAGAUAACUAUCGCCAGUACACCAGAGAGUGGAAUCAGUAUUACCAAGACCAGGGUCACUAUGGCAACAAGAGCUAUGGUUAUAGCAGCUACCGGGGUUAUCGGUGAAUCAAAAAGGAUUUCUCUCUUAACAGCGCAGCUAAAAUAAUUUCUCCUCCCUUUUUUGACCUCCAUUUUUUUUAAAUCAGUCAGAAAAUAAAAUGAAAAUAGAGCAAAUUCUGUUCCAUCUUCCAGGGAAGUUGAGUGUUGUAUUAUUUUUUCAUUUGGAAAUAACCAGCACUGAUGACUAAAUGAAAAAGAUCUAUGUUUGUUGUGUAAAAUCCCAAUGGCAGGUAAAUGUAAAUGUUUUUCUUUUCAUAAAUUUUUGUGACUUUUCUCUUGGAAAAUCUUCUUUUAUAAUCAUUCUGCAACAGUCAGAAAUGAAUUUUAUUUAAUUAUUUUUGAGAGAGAGAGACAAGUGAAGUAAAUUGGACUAAUUGAACUUGGGGUCUUAAUUUUUACAAACAAAAAAGGGUCUUCCAAAUUUUUCUGGAUGUCUUAUACGGUGUAAAUAUGUUUUAUGCAUCAAACGUCUGCUUGAUGAAUCCACAAUUCUUCCUUUUUAUAUUUGCUUGAGCGCUGAGAGGUUGUGCUUCCCCUAGUGAGCCCGAACUUUUCUCUGUGUGCUCUCUGUAACAUGGCAUCCCAUGGAUGGAUUGCAUCAGCUUCCUAAUGCAGGAGCACUGUAUACACACACAUACACAUACACACACACACACACACAUGCUCAAACAUACA
Molecule: messenger RNA, 4224 nt
Organism: Megalops cyprinoides (Indo-Pacific tarpon)
Lineage: Eukaryota; Metazoa; Chordata; Actinopteri; Elopiformes; Megalopidae
Product: heterogeneous nuclear ribonucleoprotein U-like protein 2
Exons: 14
Coding region: 829-3555 (908 amino acids)
Cellular component (GO): membrane
Molecular function (GO): protein binding
Source: RefSeq, a predicted model, not a curated record